AGUAGUAGGAAACCCCACAUGAACGCUACCUUAAUGGAGAGUCUCCUUCGCCUCGUCUCCCCUGUUGUGAAGGGUGGACACGAACACCCAUCUGAUAUUUUGAAAUGACCUUUGACUGGUAUAGAAGAACCUCAGUUUUCUACUAUAAAAAAGCCCUACGGAUAUUGGAUAACAUAUCAUAGUGAAAUUAAACAGAGCGCGCUAGAGGAGAAGAGGAGGAACACACAAUAACAGAGGAAGAAGGAGCGAUCACAGCAACACGAGUGGUAACAAAUUUUUGCUACUAUCACCGUCGAAUUUCUUAGCAACGGGCAGAUAGAAAAUAAUAAUUUAAUUUGCUCAGUUGCAUGUCUGCUUCAAUUUGAAUGAAAAAUGAGAGGUGUGUCUCUGUUUUGUGUCGAAUUGGGGAAGGGUUUACUGUGCCCUAAUCUUAGAAGUAGAAGAAUAUACUAAUUGGGUUUUACUUUUCAAGGUUCGUUUUCACAUGGGUUGAUCUUGGUUGCGGAUUACGAUACUCGGAACAAGUUGUAAACGCCUUGCAUUGUUAUAUGUUUCGAAGAGUUAUUUUAGUAUUGGGUAUUUUCCUACUGGAUUUUGAAGUUGGUUAAGGAUGAGGACUGUAGCAAACAGAGUAGAGAAAUCCACAUGGCAUUUACUGCCUGAAAUGGCACAACAUCAACAAUGUCAGCGUGUAAACUUAGCAGAGUUGAAAGCACAGUUUGAAAAGAAAAUUGGACCAGAGAAGACUAGUAAGUACUUCGAACAGUUUAAGAAGUAUUUAGAAGGUAAACUUGUUAAGAUCAAAUUUGAUGAGCUCUGCCGUUUGACUAUUGGUAAGGAAAACAUUCGACUCCACAAUCAUCUUAUAAAGUGUAUUUUGAAGAAUGCACUUUUGAACAAGAUUCCUUCCAGCGGCCCUAUCAAUGGAGUAGUAAGAAAAGCCAAGACCAAUUCUCCCUUGCAUGAGAAUGGGGAUUUUUUGUGCUCCUCCAAUGGAGAUGGUCAUGCUGCUUUUGGUGGGUCCCACAGGAAGAUCCGGUCUGAUAGAAGAACAAGGUAUAGUCUCUCUGUAAAUUCUCCUAGGCCUGAUGAUUCUGCUGCUUCUCUGCAAGGAGUAGUUGUUAAGAAUGACAUAGUAUUGGCUAAGGGUGAUCUCAAGUCCCCUGAUUUGGCAAGACCAUUGCCACUCUGUUCAGCACGAGUCGGGUCCCCUCAUUUACCUGAGGCAGAGUUUAAUCCUAACAGUAAGCGACAGCGGCCUGAGGCAGAGAUCAACCCCAGUGUCAAAAGGCAACGGCUUGAGGUCUUAAAAUCAUCAGCCGUGCAAGUCCUAACAGAUGACGAAGUUGCUAUCGAAGCUGCUGAUGUUGAAAAUGAUAAGGCGGUAGCAGUUGGAGAGGUGAACGAACUUGAAUCUGCUGUUUGGGUAGACAGACCAAUAACUGCACCGUUGGGAAUUCAAUUUUGUUCUAGGGACAUUGGUUAUGCCAGAAGACCAACUUAUACUAGGUUGUUGAAUCACGAUUCAACAUAUUGUAUAGAUUCUCAGCAAUUGCCUGAUACAGAGACUCUUUGCAGAAGAAUGGAAAGGGCAGCCAAAGCUGAGGAUUUGCAGAAUGUGAAUUUGGACUGUGCUAUUAUCUCAAACUAUGGUGUAGAUGCUUUAUUAAAGAGACUGAUAAAGUCUGCGAUAGACUUAAAGAAGGGGGGUUUAGCCGGGCAAAGUCAUGAACCUUAUUGUCAGAUUCCUGGUCAGUCAACACAAGGUGUUAACAUUUCAAGGGCUGCUCAUCCUUUACAUAUGGACAAUACAAGUAUUGGAAAGGAUGCCAUACAGAAAGAGAGUUUUGAUCAGUCUUCAGUUUCACUUCUUGAUUUUAAGACAGCAAUGGAUUUAUAUCCUCAGCAACUGGGUGAACAUUGGCCCUCAAAAUUGGAAAAGAUAUCCUUCUGUCUUUUGAAUCGAGAGUAGAACCUUGACCUUUAUGACAUAUUUUUUUCACUUAAAAUUUUCAAUGUUGCACCACAUGUCUUUGUGAACGGCACCCUGUACAGAUUCUGUAAGUGAAGCCAAGACUGGAGCCACAUUUGAGAGGGAAAGUUCAAAUAUUGAGUAUGGCAGUGGUACAUCAUUGAUUUUGAGUAAUAAUAGUGGGGAAACCGAAAAUGAGUCAUAAAGUACUAUGAAGGAGAAGCAGGUUAUGGCCAGAGCAAGAGAAAUUCUAGAGCAUUACAGCAGCAAAUCCAUCAUUGCUUUUGUUUGACACAGCUACAUGGUUGCUAUGUGGAAGCCGGGAGAAGAACGUGCAUAAGUUCCUUUCAACUUUUGGAUUCUGAAAGGACUAGGGCUUAGUAUUUAGAUGCCAGAAUGUGCUUUUGUUUUUCUACUGGAGGGGUUGGCAAGAAUGCAACGGGAUGCACUUCAAAUGCCAAAAGCCUUCCAAUAUUCUGCUUCAUGAUUCACUUGCACAGGGGUUUAAGGAUGAAUUAUGCUGUAUAAUGCAGUGGGAUGGGCUUCGUUUGCCAAAAGUGGACUGAUAUUUUGCAUCACGAGUCACUUGCUUAGGGGUGUAAUGGUGAUGGAAAGGAAAUAUAGCUUUGUGGUCAUGAACUUUGUUCUCCUAAAUUCCGCACAUGCUUGUGUGGUAUGCAAGGUUUCUUGAGCCAUUCAUGAUCCAUUAUAUUUUUAUUUUUAAAAAGAAAUUGUUUUUUAAAGGUUAUAGGUUUACUGCUUUUCUGCAUUCAUAGUUACCUGGUCUUGCUGUUAUAGUUACAUUUUCUUAUUACAGUUUCUGGGACAAUCUUUUUAUUGAAAUUGAGAACGCUCAGAAACUUAUAUUACCAUGCAUUAUGCACUACUAUUUUAAAACAAUUUAUGUAAGAUUAGAUCUUUUGUGGAA
Cryptomeria japonica (Japanese cedar) is the source of this 2900-nucleotide messenger RNA. RefSeq lists its product as uncharacterized. The transcript has 4 exons. Gene Ontology annotation, cellular component: SAGA complex. The coding region runs from base 611 to 1972 and encodes 453 amino acids. Gene Ontology annotation, biological process: regulation of transcription by RNA polymerase II. Gene Ontology annotation, molecular function: transcription coactivator activity. The record is from RefSeq and is a predicted model, not a curated record. NCBI's taxonomy places the organism in Eukaryota, Viridiplantae, Streptophyta, Pinopsida, Cupressales, Cupressaceae.